Molecule: messenger RNA, 312 nt
Organism: Arctia plantaginis
Lineage: Eukaryota; Metazoa; Arthropoda; Insecta; Lepidoptera; Erebidae
Source: the annotation of a GenBank genome assembly
AUGAAGUCAGAACUUAAUAAAACCAAUCACGUUGAACAAAUAAAUAUAUGGCUGGUGGGCGCUCCAUGCGGCCAGCACGGCCAGUACACCUUCUACAAGGCUCUACGAUUAACUGGCACCAUCGAUAAGAUUAUCGCCAUAGGGGAUUUCUUUUUCGUCAGAAUCUGGCAGGACUCCGAACUGGUCUCCAUAGGCGAACUCCAGCUUCUAUGGACGGACCGUGUGUCAGAUCAAACGCUGGUCAGCCUCCGGCUCUACUUCCUACCUGAGAACACUCCUGAAGGCAGAAAUCAGCAGGGAGAGGUGAGUUAG